Phragmites australis (common reed) is the source of this 1749-nucleotide messenger RNA. RefSeq names its product tubulin beta-3 chain. The coding region runs from base 193 to 1533 and encodes 446 amino acids. Gene Ontology annotation, biological process: microtubule cytoskeleton organization; mitotic cell cycle. The record is from RefSeq and is a predicted model, not a curated record. The transcript has 3 exons. NCBI's taxonomy places the organism in Eukaryota, Viridiplantae, Streptophyta, Magnoliopsida, Poales, Poaceae. Gene Ontology annotation, cellular component: cytoplasm; microtubule. Gene Ontology annotation, molecular function: GTPase activity; GTP binding; structural constituent of cytoskeleton.
GGGAAACCGUUCCCUCCAAAUUGGGCGCGGCAUAUAACCGCCCACGACGGCACGACCCCUCCCUCCUCCCUCUUCCUCGCUCCCACGUUCUCCUCCCGGCAACGACACAACCACGCGCCCGCGUCCCUCCCUCCACAAACCACCACCCAAGAACAGCCACAGCGAUCGGAUCGCCUUGCGCGGGGCGGCAAGAUGAGGGAGAUCCUGCACAUCCAGGGCGGCCAGUGCGGCAACCAGAUCGGCGCCAAGUUCUGGGAGGUGAUCUGCGGUGAGCACGGCGUCGACGCCACGGGCCGCUACUCGGGCUCCUCCCCGCAGCAGCUCGAGCGGAUCAAUGUCUACUACAACGAGGCCGGGGGCGGCCGGUACGUGCCGCGUGCCGUCCUGAUGGACCUGGAGCCCGGGACAAUGGACUCGCUCCGCUCGGGCCCCAUCGGCGCCAUCUUCCGCCCCGACAACUUCGUCUACGGCCAGUCCGGCGCCGGGAACAACUGGGCCAAGGGACACUACACCGAGGGCGCCGAGCUCAUCGACGCCGUCCUCGACGUCGUGCGCAAGGAGGCCGAGAACUGCGACUGCCUCCAAGGAUUCCAAGUAUGCCACUCUCUGGGCGGCGGCACGGGUUCUGGCAUGGGCACGCUGCUCAUCUCCAAGAUCCGGGAGGAGUACCCGGACCGCAUGAUGCUCACAUUCUCCGUGUUCCCGUCGCCCAAGGUGUCCGACACCGUCGUGGAGCCCUACAACGCGACGCUGUCCGUGCACCAGCUCGUGGAGAACGCCGACGAGUGCAUGGUUCUCGACAACGAGGCCCUCUACGACAUCUGCUUCCGCACCCUGAAGCUCACCAACCCUUCCUUUGGUGACCUGAACCAUCUGAUCUCGGCGACGAUGAGCGGCGUGACGUGCUGCCUGCGGUUCCCGGGGCAGCUGAACUCGGACCUCCGGAAGCUGGCGGUGAACCUGAUCCCGUUUCCGCGCCUGCACUUCUUCAUGGUGGGGUUCGCGCCGCUGACGUCCCGCGGAUCGCAGCAGUACCGCGCGCUGACGGUGCCUGAGCUGACGCAGCAGAUGUGGGACGCCAAGAACAUGAUGUGCGCUGCGGACCCGCGGCACGGCCGCUACCUCACCGCCUCCGCCAUGUUCCGGGGCAAGAUGAGCACCAAGGAGGUGGACGAGCAGAUGAUCAACGUGCAGAACAAGAACUCGUCCUACUUCGUGGAGUGGAUCCCCAACAACGUCAAGUCCAGCGUCUGCGACAUCCCGCCCGUGGGGCUCACCAUGUCGUCCACGUUCGUCGGCAACUCCACGUCCAUCCAGGAGAUGUUCCGCCGGGUCAGCGAACAGUUCACUGCCAUGUUUCGGCGCAAGGCCUUCCUGCAUUGGUACACCGGCGAGGGCAUGGACGAGAUGGAGUUCACCGAGGCCGAGAGCAACAUGAACGACCUCGUCGCCGAGUACCAGCAGUACCAGGACGCCACCGCGGAGGAGUACGACGACGAGGAGGAGCUCGCAGGCGACGAGGAACACGCCUGAUCAAAUACCGAUCGGUCCAUCGACAAGGGCUUGAAGUUCUUCUACCAAUCGAGUCGCUAUACAUACCUAUGUAUUGCAUUUCUUCCCUCGUGUGUGUUACUGCAUCAUGUGUAUGUACUCGUGUGUUUGUUGUGGACUUGUGAUGGUCAUCGUUCUUCAGGUUCUGUGCGUUUGUUUCUACGCAUAUGCUGGGAUUGUUACUUUCUGCUCUGUAUA